Synchiropus splendidus (mandarinfish) is the source of this 5348-nucleotide messenger RNA. It is a transcript of the gene zer1, whose product is annotated as zyg-11 related, cell cycle regulator. Gene Ontology annotation, molecular function: protein binding. Gene Ontology annotation, cellular component: Cul2-RING ubiquitin ligase complex. NCBI's taxonomy places the organism in Eukaryota, Metazoa, Chordata, Actinopteri, Syngnathiformes, Callionymidae. The transcript is spliced from 16 exons. The record is from RefSeq and is a predicted model, not a curated record. The coding region runs from base 392 to 2746 and encodes 784 amino acids.
GACAUCAGAGAACGAAAAUCAGAUGAGUGAAGACUGGAGACACGAAAUAAGCUCCAUUCCGCCGUCACAGCGUCGCAAAACCUUGGCGAAAGCUAAGGUAGAGAACUCCACGUAAAUGCGUGCAACCUCACGUAUCGAUGGUAGCUUGUAACCUGUCAUGGCUCACUGGAACUGAGCGAGCGUUAGCCUUACUUGCUAAGUUAGCUAACAGUAAUACAGCGAAAGUCAUCGUUAGCCACAAGCUAAUGUAGAUGCCGGAAUGUAGAGUCAGCUGUAUCGGCGAGUGUCAGAAUAACUCGACAUAACAAGCAACCGACGUUUGUGUAUAGAUUGUUGGGGGUCCACAGUGCUGCCCCAUUCUUCCAUCUGAGCUGACCAAGCAGUGAAGGAGAUGGCAAGCAAAGCAGGAGACAGCCCUGACAGCCUCAUGACCCUAACUAUGGUCUUCUGCUUGAAGAACCUUAGAAAAACCAUGUGCUACCAAGGGUUGAGAAAUAAACUCUGUCUCCGAUCUGAUAUCUUCCUGCCCAGUGAAAUCUGUGACAAGCUCAUAAAAUUAUACAUGGACUUGGUCAACACAGACAGCACAUUUGAACCAGAGGAGGGUUUCUUUCAACUAUUCUCAGAUCCCAGAAGCACAAGACUUACAAGGGUCCAGUUGAAAGAAGAGUUUGUCCGGGACAGAGACCUUGAAAGUAUCAGAAAACAGGACCUGAUUGAACUCCACCUCACCUACUGCUACAGUUUGACAUCACGUAGCUUGAAAACCAUUGCUUGCUUCCGAGAGACAUUGGUCUCUCUUUGUCUCUUCGGUUGCAGUUUGAUCUUCUACAGAAAAGGCGGUGCUCCUCUUGCCUGCAACGAUGACAUGGGGGAUGAGGAGGAGGACAGCCCUGCGUCUCGGCAAGCAAUUGAGACAGACUUUAAUUUUGAGGGCUUUCACCGACUCAGGCUACUGAACCUGGGAAGCCUUCCUGAUGAAGUGGAUGCUGAAACACUUCUGAAACCGCUGAAAUCUAUCACCUCACUGGAUCUGUCCAAUGUUCAGUUGAUGGGAACCACUUUUCUAACCCAGUGGAAAGAAAGACUAGCAUCUCUUGUUCUCUACAACACAGACUUGUCAGAGGAGUUGGUAGAUACUCUGGUGGAGCUGGUCAAUCUCAGGCACCUUGACAUCUCACGGGAGAGCCGGCGAAAUUUUAAAUAUAAGAUGACAAGGAAAAUCCUGACAGCCAUCGUUCUGCGACUGACCAAUCUUGUAUCGUUGGACAUCUCAGGUCAUGUAAUGCAGGACAACUGCACAGUCCCACACUGCGAUGAAGCAAUGGGUCGUCCAAGCAUAGAGCCAUGCAAGAGUAGCAUUGCUCCUCUCCAGGAGCUGAAGAGGCCACUGCAGUUCUUGGGCUUGUACGACACGACCCUUUGCAAUGUAACACACAUCCCAGCUUAUAAGGUUACUGGAUCAAAGAAUGAAGAACAGGUCUUAAAUGCCAUCGAAGCCUACACAGAGUUCCGGCCUGAGCUGGCACACAAAGCCAUCAAUCAGCUAUUUGACAUUGCAAGGAUACAGCACUGCAACCAACUGCUUCGAGCUUUACAGCUUGUCAUUGCAGCACUUAAAUGCCAUAAAUAUGACAAAAGCAUCCAGGUGACAGGCAGUGCUGCACUGUACUAUCUGACCAACACAGAGUAUCGCAGUGAUCAGAGUGUACGGUUGCGUCGUGAAGUCAUUCAAGUGGUGUUGAAUGGAAUGGAGCAGUACCAAGAAGUCACAGUCCAAAGGAACUGCUGCCUGACUCUGUGUAACUUCAGUAUUCCAGAGGAGCUAGAAUUCCAGUACAUUCGAGUCAACCAACUGUUGCUCAAAAUCUUAGAGCCUGCACGGCAGGACGACUCCAUCCAGAGAAUUGCUGUCCAUCUCUGCAACGCUUUAGUCUGCCAGGUGGACAAUCAUCACAAGGAAGCUGUGGGAAAGAUGGGCUUUGUCAAGACAAUGCUGAAUUUAAUCCAGAAAAAGCUGCACGAUCAAACGUGUGAUCAAGUGAUGGAGUUUUCUUGGAGUGCUCUGUGGAAUAUCACUGAUGAGACACCUGACAACUGCCAAAUGUUUCUCAACUGUCGAGGCAUGAGUCUAUUUCUGGAGUGUUUGCAGAAGUUUCCAGAUAAGCAGGAGCUACAUCGAAACAUGCUGGGGCUUUUAGGAAAUGUAGCUGAGGUCAAAGUGCUGAGGCCACAACUACUGACUCCACAGUUCAUCACUGUUUUCAGUAACCUACUAGACAGUAAAGCAGAUGGAAUAGAGGUUUCGUACAACGCGUGUGGAGUUCUCUCUCACAUCAUGUUUGAUGGGCCUGAGGUUUGGUCCAUGGAGGAACCCAAAAGAGACACAGUGAUGGACAAAAUGUGGGAAGCCAUCCAGAGUUGGGAUGUCAGUUCACGACGCAACAUCAACUACAGGUCAUUUGAGCCCAUUCUCCGCCUGCUGCCCCAAGGCAUCUCCCCUGUCAGCCAGCACUGGGCCACAUGGGCUCUCUACAACCUGGUGUCAGUUUACCCGAGUAAAUACUGUCCACUGCUGAUAAAGGAAGGAGGACUCAGCCUUCUUGAGAAAGUUCUGGAACUGGAGAGUUCACACCAGGAUACCAAGGACAUGGCACAGAAAGUAAUGGAGCAGUGUGAAAACUUUAAGGAGGACCCUAUGGAGACAAGUAACGCACAGGAUGUGAACUUCGGACAAAGAGGUUGACCUCUCAAGUGACCAAAAUCUGUCACGGCAAGAUUAAGUUCUCACCUUAUCACGACUCCACCAGGGGUUCAUGUGUGAAUUCUACUUCCUCUGUGAGCUAUCACAAUUUAUUUGUAGAGCAGAGUUGUGUUUCAGGUUCUCUUCACACUCUUUUGACUAAAAAAAUAUUUUAAGAGAAGUGGAGGUGGUGCAUGGUGUUUUAUUUUGAGCGUUGGAAGGUGCUUAAUUUUGCUGCACAUGAGCAUCUCUACUAUUGGGAUUGGGGCGUGUAGAUCACUGUUGUCCCUCUGAGUUCGGGGGUAGGUCUCCGUGCUUCUACAUUGGUCAGAUUCUUUAAUAGGAACUGCGCAAAAACACGGACAUGAACUUUAUGAUGGCAGACAAAAUAAUUACAGCCGUGUGGUGCCAGGUAUCAUGCACUCAGGUGUUGGCUCUUUCGCGGUUGCUCACACUAAACAGUGUAUAGUGAAAUGUAGCCGCUGUAUGUGUAAGCUGCAGAGAAGCGUCACGCAUCUUCCAAAACACAUUGUUUUCUGUGUGUGUGUGUGUUUCAUAUGUAAAUAUACUUGUCUCAUAAUUUUAUUGUGUGAUUGUUUUAUAACUGUAAAAAUCUCAUGUUGAGGUGUCACAGGGGUUCGAUUCAGCAUUUGUUUAGAAUAUUAACUUCCCCCUUUCUUCUUUUUUUCAGCUUAAGGACAUGCUUUUUCAAAUUCGUAUAUAUAUACACACACACACACACACACACACACACACACACACACACACACACACACACUAAGCAGCGUCCCAUUUAUUCGAAAGUAGGUGUAGUUUUACUUGAGCUGGAUCACUCAACAUUUAGUUCAAUCUCAUCCAUUUUGAUCUACAUUUCUCAUACUCAACACACAUAUGGAUCUUAAUGUUGAUCAAAACAAUGCAGAUUGAAAAACAAUUUGUGUCCAAUUGAUAAGUAACUGGAUGGAUUUACGGUGUUUCAUUUAUUUAUCCAUUUAUAUUCUCACACAGUCACAUAGAGUUGCCUUUUUUGGGCAACCAUCCACGUACCAUAUCAAAGCACUUUGAAAGUGAGAAUACUGACUGUUGUCCCCAUUUUUAUUUUUUUUAUUUUUUGUUUUUUUUACUAAUCAACCCCCUCCUUUAUUAAGACCGUCGGGCAUAAUGCUGGUUGGCCUCUUAGAACUCUUCCUGAUAAGUUGUUCAUGCUGGUCUUCACUAGAAAGUUCUCCUCAAACAGUCCUCAAUAUUCACAAGAGUAGCAACAACAGGAGUGCACUGUCAAAAAUAACAGUGCGAUAUCAUAAAUCAAAUAUACAGUAGAAGAUGCUUUUUUCAGUUAUAGAAAAUGCAUUUGUAGUGUCAGUAAAAAACGGCAAUGUUGGUCAGUAGUUUCUAUCCAUCAUCUUGUCGCCACAAAUUUAUAUCUGGUGAAGAUGUUUCCUGUUGGUUGAGGCUUGUCAGCGAGCAACACCUUCUGUUGUGGAGUGAUGUUCUCAAGAAUUAAAAUUUAGCAGACAGACUUUUUGCGAUUACAUUGAAUCACUUUUUUAGUUAGACUGCUGCUCAACUAACAUCAAUAGUGUAACUAGUUAUUUUUUUGUUCAUCUUUCACCUGUCAUCUCUGAACAGAACCGUUGUUUUGUUGUUGUUUUUUUUUUUUUUAAUUGACAUUGAAUUCUAAGUGGAUGUCAAUACUCAUUAUUUUCCUCAACUAUUACACAUACUAGUUAGAGCUUAAAUUUCAGAGUAAAUAUAGUUUGGUUCUCAUGUUCCAUUGUAAAGGCUGUUCCCUCAAACGUGCCAACCAAUGCAGGGUAUGUAACUGUUUCAUACUAGCAUCAUUUGUAGACGCAAUUUUAUCAGGUGUCAUGCUUUACAUAAGUUGUCUGUCAGUAGAAUUUAUAAUAUAUUCAAACCUAUAUGGUAGAGCUUAUUGAGGGUGUUCAGUUUCUUUUGUGACAUAUAUCUCACUCAACUAGUAAGUUCCAAUCUAAUCUUCUUCCCUCUUUUUUAAGAACCCAGAUCCUUUAUUUAUUGUGUGUUGUCAAAGUGUGAGGCUCUUGUACUCCACUGACAUCAUCAUAAAUGUCCACCAAUGCCAGUAUCAAAGAAUGACCACUCAUGAUAAAUGAAUUGUUCCCGGUUGAGCAGGACCAGCUCGGCCGUGUUGUAGCUAGUGCUCAACGUCUGCUUCAGUCUCUUAUGCAAGUUAACGCACACAAGCUGUUUGGGUGCUCAUGGACACUUUAAUCUUACCUUUUCUUCACUAGAACACCUGCUCAAGUGGCUUGAAAGGCUUCACUUUGGAGAUUAGCUGCUUCUUUCUUUUUGACAGACCAUGUGAUGAAACCCAAUGUUGACGAUAAUGUCCCUGACGCUGUGUCCGGUUCUCUGCUCUCAGUAGAAAAUGUAGAGGGGUGAGUGACAUUAGUUUACAAGUUUGACGUGAGCCGAUUAUUUAUGAAACAGAGUUGGAAUGUGUGUGAAUUAUGAGUUUAAUCCAAAACAGAGUGAAGAACAUUUUGAUCCAAAUAGUGAUAUUUUUUAUUCUCAACAGAUUUGUUCCACGCUAUUAGUGUUGACGCGAAUAAGCAAUAAAAAUGGA